Messenger RNA from Capsella rubella, 1446 nucleotides. Its product is annotated as protein RETICULATA-RELATED 4, chloroplastic. NCBI's taxonomy places the organism in Eukaryota, Viridiplantae, Streptophyta, Magnoliopsida, Brassicales, Brassicaceae. The transcript is spliced from 8 exons. The record is from RefSeq and is a predicted model, not a curated record. Bases 99 to 1253 code for a protein of 384 amino acids.
CUCUCCUCUGCUCUCAAUCGACCGCUUACCUUAACCUACACACAGAGAGAUCUCUGAAAGUCAGCAAGUCUCUCUCUAUCUCUCUUUGUGUAGCAUCAAUGGCAAUAGCGUCUUGCUUCUUCUGUGUUCCUACCCCGAAUACAUCUAUCUCUGAAUCCAAUCUCACAUGGCCUCACCUCGCUUCAUUUCCUAGACUCUCUUCAUCCUCUUUUAACGGUGUAAUCUCUGCCAAGUCCAUCUCUUUCAACCGCCGUGUCUCCAUCACCCCUGUUUUAUCCGCAUCGAUUGAUAACGGCGGCUCUGAUAACAUCGGAGGAGGUCAUGGUGGCGGUGGCGGUGGCGAUGGAGGUAAGAACAAUGGAGAUGGAGAAGGUGGCGAGGACAGGGAUAGGAACAGGAACGAGGCGAUGCUUUUGUUGACGGAGUCCGGGACUGGAUUGGACACUCUUCCUAAGGAUCUAGCGGCUGCUAUUGAGUCGGGUCGGAUUCCUGGAUCGGUUAUUACCAGGUUUUUGGAGCUCCAGAAAUCGGCUGUGAUGCGGUGGCUGAUGCAGUUUGCUGGGUUCAGAGAAAGACUGUUGGCUGAUGAUCUCUUCUUGGCUAAACUCGCCAUGGAAUGUGGUGUUGGCAUCUUCACCAAGACUGCUGCUGAGUAUGAACGGCGUAGAGAAAACUUCUUCAACGAACUUGAAGUUGUCUGUGCCGAUGUGGCGAUGGCUAUCAUUGCCGAUUUCAUGUUAGUUUAUCUUCCUGCUCCUACCGUUUCUCUUCGACCACCUCUCGCACUUACUGCUGGAGGUAUAUCCAAGUUUUUCCACAACUGCCCAGACAAUGCCUUCCAGAUUGCUCUUUCUGGAACCUCAUAUACUCUCUUGCAAAGGCUAGGUGCUAUAACGCGCAAUGGAGCUAAGCUGUUUGCAGUUGGCACCACAUCAUCUCUGGUUGGUACUGCUAUUACAAAUGCAUUCAUAAAAGCACGACUAGCUGUGGACCAAACUUCUGAAGGUGAAAUCGAAACUGUUCCAAUAGUCUCCACAAGUGUUGCAUAUGGCGUCUAUAUGGCUGUUUCUAGCAACCUAAGGUACCAAGUAGUGGCUGGUGUGAUUGAACAACGUCUCCUGGAGCCAAUGCUACACCAACACAAACUUGCACUCAGUGCAUUGUGUUUCGCAGUUAGAACAGGAAACACAUUCUUGGGUUCCUUAUUAUGGGUGGAUUAUGCACGCCUCAUUGGUAUCCAGAAAUCUCAUUAAUGAAGCAGAAUAAGAACCGGAUGUGCUGCUGGAUUCUGACUUGGUCUUCAGACUUAUGUAUACACAAACUACUUUGUCUUUCAUACGAUUUUUCUUCUUUGGUCCUAUUUCUAGAAAAUUAGUCGAUUUUUCCAUGCAAACUAAGGCUAUUUUCACGAAGCACAAAGAUUUUUAUGCAUUUGGGUUUGAAACC